AUGGAGAUAUAUGGCUUCAAGAAACGUUUGCUGGCUGUGCUGCUGUUGCUGACAGCCCUGUUAUCACUGUGUCAUGCCUGUGUGCCUGGCUGUCAGUGUACACUUGCAGGCACUGGGAAGAGGCAGAGAGGACGAAAAGUUGACUGUGCUCAACAUUCAGCUCCCUUAAAGUCUUUGGCCACCAUUAACUUCCCACCGGACACUGUUCACUUAAAUUUAGCACACAAUGGACUGGUUAUUCUAAAACGGGCUUCAUUCAUUCAGUUAUCAAGUCUUCAGAAACU
Candidula unifasciata is the source of this 284-nucleotide messenger RNA. Lineage: Eukaryota; Metazoa; Mollusca; Gastropoda; Stylommatophora; Geomitridae. The record is from the annotation of a GenBank genome assembly.